Macaca mulatta (Rhesus monkey) is the source of this 3978-nucleotide messenger RNA. The record is from RefSeq and is a predicted model, not a curated record. NCBI's taxonomy places the organism in Eukaryota, Metazoa, Chordata, Mammalia, Primates, Cercopithecidae.
UGGGGUUCUCUUUGCAACUCAACCGCGGAUCUCUGCUGCGACAGCGAUUCCGGUGCCUUCCGCUGCAGAUCCCCCAUGGCAGAGGCCGCCAACCCCACGUUCCUUCUGUGCCUCCCGCUUCUGUUCCUGCUGUCCGGCUGGUUCGGGGCAGGGAGGGCCGGCAGAGACCACCAUCGAGGAAGAGAAAUCCAUCUCUGCCAGCCCAGCCCUUCAGGAAACCCUCUUGCUGUCACAGUGUUUGGGGUCUUUCCCCCACCUCAAAAUUCUCCGGUAUUUUGGGGUUUUUUUUCCAUAGACACUCACUCUUUCUGGUAUAACUUCACCAUCAUUCGUUUGCCCAGACAUGGACAACAGUGGUGUGAGGUCCAAGGCCAGGUGGAUCAGAAGAAUUUCCUCUCCUAUGACUGUGGCAGUGACAAGGUCUUACCUAUGGGUCACCUAGAAGAGCAGCUGGAGGCCACAGAUGCCUGGGGAAAACAAUUGGAAAUGCUGAGAGAGGUGGGACAGAGGCUCAGACUGGAACUGGCUGACACUGAGCUGGAGGAUUUCACACCCAGCGGACCCCGCACGCUGCAGGCCAGGAUGUCUUGUGAGUGUGAAACUGAUGGACGCAUCCGUGGAUCUUGGCAGUUCGGCUUUGACGGACAGAAGUUCCUCCUCUUUGACUCAAACAACAGAAAAUGGACAGUGGUUCAGGCUGGAGCCAGGCGGAUGAAAGAGAAGUGGGAGGACAGUGGACUAACCAUGUUCUUUCAGGUGUUCUCAAUGGGAGACUGCAAGAGCUGGCUUAGGGACUUCCUGAUGCACAGGAAGAAGAGGCUGGAACCCACAGAACCACUCACUGUGGCCCCACGCACAGCCCAAACCAAAGCCAUGGCCACCAACCUCAGUCUCUGGAGCCUCCUCAUCAUUCUCUGCUUCAUCCUCCCUGGCAUCUCAGGAGAGUCCUUUAGAGUGACAGGUACUGUGGGAAAAACUGUGAGGGGAACAAGAGACAGAUGGGUGAGGUGGGAGGAAGGGAAAGAGAAUUCCCAGAGCCCCACCCCUCCCCAUGGCCGGGACCUUCUCAUCCUGACAUGAGACAGGUCAAUAAGACCUGGUGUCACCUGUUGGCAAUGACCUGGGCAACUCAACCUUGAGUUCUGAUGGAUUCUCACUGUCAGAGGGUAGAGGGAAAGGGAGAGGCCCAUACCAAAGCUCAGGGCCUAUUGAGCUCGAGAGGGUUUAGCCAAUUCAGGCCUGUUUCAGAGCAGGUUUCUAUUCAGGAAGGGUAGUGGUGUGUGGCCUGCAGGCAGCAGGAACUCAGGCAUGGGCAGUCCGUGCAAUAGGAGAGGAACAGCAUGGCUGUUUCACCUAGGAUGUCAAGGGAAAGGGUGUCCCUGGAGGAGGCUAAGAAGAGAGCCAUCUGGAGGAAUCCCAGGACAAGGGGGCUGUGAGGGCCUUGGUCCACCCAGUUCCUAAAGCUGCAUUCCCAGAGAAAGCACCUUGAGUUCCAACAGUUAAAGUGAAAGAUGAAGAGUAGAGCAUGUCCAGGAUGAGUUUUAGGAAAAGGCCAAGCCCCUUGUACCCAAGGGAUUCAUGGCCAGGCCCUGGGGUGAUGCCCCUGCCAUUAUGCCUCCUGCGCACUCCAGAUCUUGAGUCAGCUGAUGGCCCUGCCUGGAGCAGAGUGGACUCAGACAGGGGAGCUGAGCUGCUGCUGAAAUUCCAUGGUCACCACUGAGCUUAGCCAGGAAUGAAUGGGGCAGGGCAGGGACAGUCCCAUUUAGAGCUAUGGGUGCAGCUCCCAGGGUGAGGAGAGGCUGAGAGGGAAGGGGAAACAAGGAAGUUUGCCUGCAAGCCCAACCAAGGCCAGGAAACAUGGAUCCAGAUACUUCUGUUUGGACAAGGCUCCUCCAGGUCGUCUAGACCCUUCUAUGAGAGGGAGGAGCAGUACCCGAGUGAGGGUGCAGACCCCUCAUUACCAGCCUCAGUUCUGAGCCUCCCUGGGCUGUAACAGGACCUGGGCUGGCUCUGUGGUGUGGUGAAGGAGGGAGGAGGUUGGGACAGGCUGCACAGCCAGGGUUAGGGCUGGAGGGAGAAACAUAUUCCAUAUUUGGAGGAGAGGCUCCGAAAUGGGGAGGGUCUGGGAAGGAUCACCCAGGAGAACAGAUCCAGGUUUUUCUCAGCCACUUAAACCAACACUUCAUCUUUUGUUAAGGUGAAAGAUGAUAUCAAGAACCCCCUGUUAGUCUGGUCUGGUUCCUGCUCUCCCUUUAGGGAGGCCGCCUGUCUACUCACCACUGUGCCUUUCUGGAAAGCAGGAGUUCAAGCCUUAGCAAGUCCACAGUGUUGCAGGAAGUCAGGGACCACAAAUGGAGGGACAGGCUGGAGCUGUGGCAGAGGAACAUAAGUUGUGAAGAUUUCAUGGAUAUUUAUCACUUCCCUAAUAAUACUUUUAUAAUUUCUUACGCCUGUCUUGCUUGAAUCUCUUAAUCCUGUUAUCUUCAUAAGCUGAGGAUGUACGUCACCUCAGGACCCCGUGAUGAUUGUGGUAACUGAACAAAUUGAUUGUAAAACAUGUGUGUUUGAACAAUAUGAAAUCUAUGCCCCUUGAAAAUGAACAGAACAACAGCGAUUUUAGGGAACAAGGGAAGACAACCAUAAGAUCUGACUGGCUGUGGGGUUGGGAAAAAAGAGCCAUAUUUUUCUUCUUGCAGAGAGCCUAUAAAUGGACAUGCAAGUAGGAGAGAUAUUCUUAAAUUCUUUUCGUAGCAAGGAAUAUAAUAUUAAGCCCCUAGGAAAAGAAUUGAAUUCCUGGGGGAAGGUCUAUAAAUGGCUGCUCUGGGAGUGUCUGUCUUACACGGUUGAGAUAAGGACUGAAAUACGCCCUGGUCUCCUGCAGUACCCUCAGGCUUAUUAGGGUGGGGGGAAAAUCCCACCCUGGUGAAUUUGGGUGAAUUUGAGGUCAGACCAAUUCUCUGCUCUUGAACUCUGUUUUCUGUUGUUUAAGAUGUUUAUCAAGACAAUACUUGCACAGCUGAACAUAGACCCUUAUCAGUAAUUCUAAUUUUGCCUUUUGCCUUGUGAUCUUUGCUUUGCCCUUUGCCUUGUGAUCUUUAUCCCCCUUUGAAGCAUGUGAUCUUUGUGACCUACUCCCUGUUCGUACAUCCACUCCCCUUUUGAAGUCCUUAAUAAAAACCUGCUGGUUUUGCUGCUCAGGUGGGCAUCACAGACCUUCCAACAUGUGAUGUCACCCCUGGCAGCACAGUUGUAAAUUCGUCUCUUUGUACUCUUUCUCUUUAUUUCUCAGACCUGCCGACACUUAGGGAAAAUAGAAAGAACAUAUGUUGAAAUAUUGAGGGUGGGUUCCCCCGAUACCACAGCCCCCCCUCCAGCAGAUGACGAGGACAUUGUAGACUCAACAUGUCAUGCCACUCAUUUCCUUUGGUGAUGAUCCUAGCAGCCAUUUUUCUUAACAUCUUCUGUCACUUUCUCUCAGUGGUAAUGAAAGGAAUUCCUGCACACGUUUUAACUGAACAAGAAAUCCCAGCAAAAAAAAAAAAAAAAGAGUUAUUUCUGCUUCUUUGAUUAUGGAAAACAGACACUUCUCUGAAGCAUGACCUUAUUCUUCCAAGCAGUAUUGCUAGUAAAAUAGUGUGCUGGACCUCAGAUCUCAGGGAUCUUUUCCAUGCACUGACCAAGAAUUGUAUUAAUCCUUUUUACUGUUAUGCUUUUUUACAGUUUUUCAUUCUGUCAACCAUAUUGGAGUGAAGUGGCAUAAUCAUCACUCACUGUAAUCUCCAACUCCUGGGCUCAAGUGAUCCUCUAGACUCAGCCUCUAGAAUAGCUGCAAGUACACUCACAUGCCACCAUGCCUGGCAAAUUGUUUGAUUUUUGGGUAGAGACUGGGUCUUCCUAUGUUGCCCUAUAUAGAGAAUUAAUGGGAUUUCAUUCUUCUGACAUGUUAUAUUUAAUAAUAAAACUAGUGAUGCUGCUAGA